AUUCUCGAAAUAUAUAUGGAAUGGUAGAAUAUAUUGCAAUGAGCUUCAUGUUUGCAGCAUUUAGGGGUGAGAAAAAUUAGCUUCAGGUGCAGAGACGAAAUUUAUAAUUCACUCUUUCAGCCAGCAUUUCUACCAUUGAUAGAUAUUUUAUUAGUUAUGGAAAAAGUGAGACACUUGGAAAUAACGCUCAAAGAUAUACAGCUAGCCACCAAAAACUUUAACAAAGAAAAUUUCAUUGCCAAAGGUGGAUUUGGGAGUGUUUAUAAGGGCGUACUCCAAUUAUCUGAUGGUGUCAUUGAUGUGGCUGUGAAGCGGUUAGACCCUGAAUCAGGACAAGGAAACCAUGAAUUCAUGAUGGAAAUUACAACUCUUUCCUGUUAUAGACACAAAAACCUCGUCUCUCUGGUUGGUUUUUGUGACGUCGACAAGGAAAAAAUACUUGUUUAUGAACGUGAGACUAAUGGAAGCCUUGACAAAUAUAUAGGAAACCCAAUCGACCUCAAUUGGAUUAAACGUCUGAAAAUAAGCAUUGGAGCUGCUCGUGGCUUAAAUUAUCUUCAUGAUGAAGUCGGACAACAACAUAGAAUUAUCCAUCGAGACAUAAAGAGUGCAAACAUCCUGAUCAGCAAGAACUGGGAAGCAAAGGUAGCUGAUUUUGGAUUAUCUAAAAUAGCUCCCGCAAAUAUACAAUACACUUUUCUUGUAACCGCUGCUGCUGGCACAUACGGCUAUCUAGAUCCGGUGUAUCAUCAUACUGGAGUUCUAACAAAGGAAUCAGACGUUUACUCGUUUGGGGUGGUGCUAUUUGAAAUCCUGUGUGGAAGAUUGGCAUAUGAAGAAGGAUAUGGUUUUCUUGGUCCAUUGGUUGAACGUAUGUAUACUACGAAGAAAUUGGAUGAUAUCAUUCUUCCUAAUUUGAGGAAACAAAUGAGUCUAAAUUCGCUUAACACAUUCGCAGCCAUUGCAUAUCAAUGCUUAAAGGUAAAUCGAAGUGAACGUCCAAGAAUGGCUCAGAUCAUUGAAAAACUCGAGAACGCAUAUAAAAUUCAAGCUUCUCUCAAACCAGCAGAAUUCGCUCGAGUUGGAAUAUGGGGAACUAAAUCUAGUGGAGGUCCCCAAAAUAUUUGGGAGUUCAUGCUUAAAAGAGAUCAUAAACUGAAGAUGAUAACUAUUGAUCAUGGUGUUUUAAUUUACUCUCUCAUGUUUACUACUGAAUCAAAGGGUAUUUUGUACACUUCCAAAAAGGCUGGUGGUUGGAAUGGUGGAGAAACAGUUUCUGAGGUUAUGUUUGAAGAUGAUGAGGAAAUCAUUGGCAUCAAUGGAACAGUGGGGGUAUCAACAGGGCAAUAUGCUGGUUACACAGUAAUUUCAUCACUAUCAUUUCUUUCGAACAAGAAGACUCAUGGACCUUUUGGUCGAGUAACAACUAAUCCUUUCUCUGUUCCAUUGGACAAAGGAAAUUUUGGUGGACUUUAUGGCCUUGCAGGCUACUAUAUUGAUGGAAUCGGUGUCUAUAUGAAGGCUUCUUCUGACGAAAUCACACAGGUUGGAUAUUGGGGAAUUAAAGCGCCUGGAGGUCCCCAAAACCAGUGGUCUUUCCAACUGGAGAGAAAUCAUCACCUGAAGAAGAUAACCAUAGAUCAUGGGGAUCUCAUAUACUCUCUCAUGUUCACUACCGAAUUUAGGGGAGAAGAGAAAACUUCUAACAAGGCUGGUGGUUGGAAAGGUGGAGACGUAAAGUCUAAGGUUACUUUUACGUGGGACGAGGAAAUUACUGCUAUCGAGGGAACAGUUGGUGUCUCAAGGGGAACCUAUGCUGGUAUUACGAUAAUAUCGUCACUCACAUUCAUCACCAACAAAAAAACGCAUGGACCUUAUGGUAGUGUAACAGGGACCCCUUUCACUGUACCAUGGGGCAAAGACUCAUUUGCUGGAUUUUUUGGCCGUUGUGGCUAUUAUAUAGAUGCCAUUGGUGUAUAUUUGAGAGCUACUAUAUAACUAAUUACUAGGUCAUGCUAAGGGUAAGGAAUAAAAAACCUUUUGUAGCUAUGAAAUGUUGGGAUCCUUUCACACCUUUAAUUUGUUACUAUAAAAUGUUGGCAUCCUUUUCACA
Lactuca sativa (garden lettuce) is the source of this 2113-nucleotide messenger RNA. Its product is annotated as putative receptor-like protein kinase At5g18500. Gene Ontology annotation, molecular function: carbohydrate binding; ATP binding; transmembrane receptor protein tyrosine kinase activity. NCBI's taxonomy places the organism in Eukaryota, Viridiplantae, Streptophyta, Magnoliopsida, Asterales, Asteraceae. Gene Ontology annotation, biological process: protein autophosphorylation. Gene Ontology annotation, cellular component: plasmodesma; plasma membrane. The record is from RefSeq and is a predicted model, not a curated record.